Molecule: messenger RNA, 7014 nt
Organism: Oncorhynchus mykiss (rainbow trout)
Lineage: Eukaryota; Metazoa; Chordata; Actinopteri; Salmoniformes; Salmonidae
Gene: dennd1b
Product: DENN domain containing 1B
Biological process (GO): endocytic recycling; endocytosis
Cellular component (GO): intracellular membrane-bounded organelle; cytosol; nuclear speck
Molecular function (GO): phosphatidylinositol phosphate binding; guanyl-nucleotide exchange factor activity
Source: RefSeq, a predicted model, not a curated record
UUGUGGCAAUACCGUGGAUUUUGCCUAGACUAGACACAGUUCAUGUCAGAAUUGACAAGAAUGUACUUUUUGUAGGUUAGGAGAAUUCACACACCAGGUUACGAUAAUCAAUGUCACAGGUUAGGAUAAUUAGGUCAAGGUUAGGAAAAGGGUAGGCUAAAAUAAAUCAACUUUUGACGUAUAUUUGACAUAAACUGCAUCCCAUCUAGCGAUGAGCAAUACUGUGGCACUGAAACGGUCAGCUGCACAGAUCAGGAACAAGGAAGACACAUCAAUACUAGAUACCAUACAUCUUUGAAGCGUGCCUGUACUAUCGGCAGGGAACAGAUAGAAAGGUUGAACAAGUUACGGAUCUCACGCUGCUUCAGAACGCAAGCUUGGUCUCGAACAGUAAAGCUGGUGGCGCGAUCUGUCGCGAUGUUGUAAACCAUGGACAGCAGAAUAAACGAGAUUCCGGAAAGGACGUUUGAUUUGGUACUACAGAUUGCAUGCCCAACAUCUGAAAAUGAAGAUCCUGCCGUGCUGUGGAGCUUCCCCCAGGACUACACAGACCAGGAGUUUCUCCAGACGAUACCCAAGUUCUGCUUCCCCUUCGAUGUGGAGAGGGUUUCCCAGAGUCAGGUGGGCCAGAACUUUACCUUUGUGCUGACGGACAUCGAGAGCAAGCAGAGGUUUGGCUUCUGCAGACUCACUUCCGGCUGCCGUGUCUGCAUCUGUCUGCUCAGCUAUCUCCCCUGGUUUGAGAUCUACUACAAGUUCCUGAACACACUAGCAGAUUACCUAACCAAAAACCAGGAGAAUGAGCUGAAUGACAUGCUGAACUCACUGUACAGCCUGCCGGUGCCAAAGCCCUUCACCCCAGUCAACCUGAGCGUGACCGCGCUGUUGCAUAUAGCCACUGGGCAAGUACUGAGAGAUGCACCAAGCCGGCAGCCGCACUCCUACUUCAUAGCCCCAGAUAUCAACGGCUUGCCCACAAUCCCCGAGAGUAGGAACCUGACAGAGUAUUUUGUGGCGGUGGACGUCAACAAUAUGCUGCAUCUGUACGCCAGCAUGCUGCACGAAAGACGCAUCAUCAUUACCUCAAGCAAGCUUAGCACUUUAACUGCGUGUGUCCACGGCUCUGCUGCCAUGUUGUUCCCCAUGAACUGGCAACACAUUUACAUCCCUGUACUGCCUCCACAUCUACUGGACUACUGCUGUGCCCCCAUGCCAUACCUUGUGGGAGUUCAUCUCAGUCUGCUGGAGAGAGUGCGCAGCAGGUCAUUGGAGGAUGUAGUGAUUCUGAAUGUGGACACCAACACACUGGAGAGCCCCCAGGAUGACCUGCAGAACCUGCCCAGCGACGUGGUCCACUCUCUGAAGAGUAAGCUAAAGAAGCAGUCGACAUCAACAGGAAGCGGAGUAGCAAGGGCCUUCCUCCGGGCUCAGGCUGCUCUGUUUGGAUCCUACCGAGAUGCCCUCCGAUACAAACCUGGGGAACCAGUCACGUUCUGCGAGGAGAGCUUUGUGGCUCACCGCUCCAGCACCAUGAGAAACUUCUUGGAGAUGGCGGUCAACCUGCAGCUCUUCAAACAGUUUAUUGACGGCCGGCUGGCCAAGCUGAAUGCAGGCCGAGGCUUCACUGACCUGUUCGAAGAGGAGAUCAGUGAGGGAGGCUUCUGUGGAAGUAAUUCCAGAUCUUAUCAACAGUGGGUGCACACCGUCAAGAGAGGUGGCGUGCUGAUCAACACUGCAAUGACUAAGGCCAAGAGUCAUGCCAAGAGGGGCAUUCGCAGGCUCAAGCAAAGGGUGACCUAUGAAGAGGAGGAUGAUGGGCCGUUCUGCUCAGGGUCUCCCACCAGCACCAAGAGUCUGUCACCACGGAGACUGCAGAAGAGGAGACAUCAUUAUUAUGCAAAGUCUUCCAUGGGAUGUCCUGACUUUGCCAUCGAUGACGAUGAACUGGACACUGCCAGCAAGAUCUCGUCUGAGGACAGUGGGGAGAUGCCGUCCUACACUGAGGACAGUGACGACUCCUAUUCGUUGGAGCUAGACACAGACUCCUCCCACACAGGCCAGAUGAACCUAUUAGAGGAGAUCCUUGACUCUCUGAGCACCACCAGCACAGAGCAUGGAAAACUCAGCGCUGCCAAGAGCCUGGACUUCUUCCGAUCUAUGGACGACAUCGACUAUAAGUCUCCGAACAAGUCCAACCCCCACAGUGAGAGUAAUCUGCCCCAGAUGUGUACCAGUGGCAGCAGGGUGGGGGGAGUAGGUGGGGGAGGGGAACAGGGAGGAAGCUGGCAGGAUGACAGUGCCCUCCACGGGAAGCACCUGCCCCCCUCCCCUCGUAGACAGCCUAGCAAGAGCAGCCUCAAGAAGCCAAAGCAAAACCCCUUGACAGCCUCUCCACCAGCCACAGCUGCAGUCCCAGCCAAGGACAACAAGGUCCCCAAUCUCCUGUCCAAGAUCCAGGCCCUUCAGACCAAGACCCAGCCCCUUCAUGCCAAGCCCCCAAUCUGUCUCUCUAUGCCCCGUCCAGAGGAGCCUUCGCUCCCAACACCUCCAUCACCACACCUGGGAGACCAAAACCCCUCUUCCAGCUGCUCUCCUGCACCAACCCGUGCAUCCACACACAAUCCUCCACCGGCAACACACACCUCUCCACACACCUCAACGCUGACCCGUGUUAGAGCCUCCACAGACCCCCAGCCUGAGUCUGAGACCAAACCUCAGACCACAUCCAGCAUCCUGCGGGGGAAUGUGCUGUCCAAGGAGACGGUGAGGCAGGACCAGGUCCUCCGGAGGCAGGGCAGUCAGGACAAAGAGAGGCAGGGUGUGAAGGCCGGGCAGCCCUCUGUGCUGAUCCCCUGGGAGAGAGGGAGGCCAGAGGAGGGGGGGCAGGGAGAGGACCAGGGCCUAGGGCUGGGGUUGGGGAAGGAACAGGGCAGGGUCUCUGGGGCAGAGGUCCAGGAGAAAGGCCUUCUAGAGGAAAUAGAGUCUAUGUGUCAUCUCAGCUCAGCCUUCCAGACCAGCCUACAGCUGUCCCAGGUCCAGUGCCACACCAACAACACACAUAAUAAUACCCACGCCAACAGCCACAGCAAAGCCACCGACAAGUCCUGAGACGGACAGGGACAGGGAAAGGGGUACUUGAGGUAGAAGUUGCCCUUAAGAAUCAGACUGCCCUCCCCAAAUCCUAACCUUAACCACUGAGUGGAAAAGGUUUACGAAAAGAUCAGUGUGUUUAAACAGAGAACAAAUUCAUUUUUCCUUCGAUCUGAAAGUAUUGUAAAAACACAAAGUAAACCCCCAUGACCUUGGUAACUCUUCCACUGUACAGUCUCCUAACACAAUGCCUUAAAUCAGGGAUGGGCAACCGCGGGAUGCCUUUUGUAGGUCUGAGGACCAAUUUCACCAAAAAUAUACAACUUUUUUUUAGGAACUCAGUCGGGGUUUCAACUUGCUGUUAAGAGUUAGAAUAAUAGAGUACACAAGGUGCAAUUUCAACAUUUAAUUGUGCAUCAGUAGUCACUCAAUUAGCCCAUGUCGGCUACAUUUUUAAAAAAUUGGUCAGUUAGUCUAGUGGCCAGCUACCUAAACUUGUAGUAAGCAUGGUCGAAUUAUAUAUUAAAAACUGUUAACAUUUGCCUCCACCCUCUAUGGCAAAAUGUGUGUAAUUACAGGAAAUUAGCUGUAAAAUGUCUAAUUAUUCUCUCUGCCCCAUGGCAGAAUGAAUAGAAUUGCAUGAAAUUAGUUACAAAAUUGCUAAAUCUUCUCUCUACCCCUGGCAAAAUGUGUAGAAUUUCAGCAAACUUGCUUUAAAACGGCAACAUUUUCUCCACGCCCUAUGGCAAAAUCUGCAGAUUUGCUGUUAAUUAAUUUUAAAACUUAAAAUUGGUGGGGUGUCCAGCCCCUCAUGAUGAGUUUUUUUUUGUGGCCCCCACCCCUAUCAAAGUUGCCCAUCCCUGCCUAAAACUGAGGUGUGCUUUGCAUUUGGUACUGCUCAGUCUUAAAAUGCACUCAAGAGAGAAGCUCUAUUUAGUUUGAUUUCAGAGGCUUAUCUAUUUAGAGAUGUAUUUUUCUCAAGUGUUUGUUUCUCAGGAUACUCCUGUCUGUUAGGAAAGAAAGGCGAAAAGGACUUGUGUAAAUGCAGCGGAUAUGAAUGAAUAGACAAGCCCGUCCAUGGCACCUAUCGCACCUAUCGUCCCUUUGUCGGUCUCUCUCUCUCUCCAUCUCUUUCCCUCUCUCGCUUUCUGUCUUCCAUCUCGCCACUCCUUCCCACUCGUGCUCGCUCUCCUCCAUUCACCCUUCCAUCUCCCACAAUCUCUGUCUAUCCUCCUACCCUCACACACUCUCCUCCUUUCUCUGAGGAUUUACCCCAGUGUUUUACCCAAAAGGCUCAGACUCUUCUGUUUCCAUCUACGCGGGCUGGCACCCGCGUCUCAAUGGGCUAUGGGUAGUUUUCAGCCUUCGUUUACAUAUAACAAUGGCUAACUGGGAACUUGGAACGCCUUGUCACAAAGCAACAGUCUUGAUGAUGCAGACGUUGUUGAUUCUGCUCCCCCCCCAAGUCUUUAGUGUCACACUCCCGAUGGAAAUAAUAUCACUAGAGCUUACACUGACAGCCCACUGGUAUGGGGGUAUGUCAUUGGUAAAACACCCAUGAGUGCUUUAGGAGGAGUGUGACUUCACCACUUGAAAUCUCUGCUAUGUGCACACACCAAACGAAAUGCGCUGUCCCAUACUCUGAUGCUACCGCACGGUGUUUGACUGGAAGGCUUGAGAUGAUUGUAGAAUAGUAAUAAAGCAAUACGGCUCUCCUCUGAGAAUGUGGACGGACGGCCAAAGAGAUUUUCACAAGAAUCUCCCAUGGAGAGAAUGCAAGCCCUUCUGGGUAAUGUCCAGAGAUGGUGGCCACUCACUAUCGUACCGCUAUGGUACAUACAGACGAAGGAAAGUAUUUUCCAGUGCUUGUUUGUGGUUAUGUUGAUGAUGAGUGUAGCCUGUUUACGCUAGUGAUUUGUGUGGCAUGCCGUUGAGUGUGACGGUUUAGCGGUAACUCUUGCCCCCCUGUCUUGAGCGUCGGGCUGUGGUGACGAUGAGAUCGUAAAGCGAGUUCUCCGUGGGUCUGGGAAGACCUCACUUCAGCUAUUCAUUUGGAUUUGAAAGGGCCCUGUGUACAAUUUAUGUUCGCCUAUUCUAUGUUUCAAUGUUGCUAUUUAUUUGGGCAGCUUUGAAGUUGGAGCACUGUCUAUGUACUAUGCAAACAAAACUUAUUUCAAGUUUCCAAAUUCAGAAUAGAAUUUGAGGUUACCACUAUAAAGAUCAGGUAAUUGAUCAUCAUAUUUGUGAAUCCAUAGAUCCUCUGGUCUAUUCUGAGUACCACUUAGUAUGCUCAACACAAGUCAUUAGGGAGAAAUCGAGUGGCUUUAAAGAGUCGUCCCCUCAACAUUUCAAUUGAUAUCUGUAUAUGCAAAAGAGACCAAGGACCACUGGUCCAGUCAGUAGGGAGGCACUGAGAAUAAGCCACUUCCUUAAAGAUGGAAUCCGAAUUGGGGGGGGGGGGGAAACAGCGUCGCGCACGUGCAAUGAUGUCCGAGGAGAAAAAAACUGUGUUUGCUGUUUACAGUAACUUAUUUGUUGUUGAAAUAUUGCAAACGGACAUGGUUGUUUUCACCAUUAAGGAUUCCAGCUUUAAAUGCAUGUUGGUCAGUUCUUUCACCUAUGAGAUCCACUAGUAAAUGCUUAAUUUCUGUUUAAUUCUUUCUAUUUCUGUUUUAAAAUGUUGUAAUGAGGCUUUACUGUAUGUGUUCUUUUUUUCCCAUCUGUGCUGAUAUUUCAAUGGUCUUUCAUACUGAACUCACUAUGGAGAAGGAUCUUGUUAUGCUUUGUUGUAGGUAGUUAUAUUUUAAGAUUUAUUAUAGAUGAAAGAUUGUAUUUUUUGUGUUUUAAGUAUAUUUUACAAGGAGAAUAUAUAACUGGUAUAAUAAUAUAUUGUAAAUGAUUCGUAGAACAAACAAGAUUUGAAUGUUGUUAUAUAAUUUUUGGGGGAGGGGGAAAUAUUUUGUAUAAUUCUAAAAUGUGUUAACUCAAACCAUUUGCCAUCCAGCCACUCACGUAUCAUGUUACAGCAUUUCUGAUUCCUGAGAUAGAUGACCGAAACGGCAUACCUAUGAAUUUAACUUUUUUUCAGUUUGUGUUGUGCAUGUACAGUAGAAUAUCCUAUUAUUCCAUUCCCCUGGUUCAAAAUAUCUGUGUGUAUUGGCCAUGUUCUGCUGAUCUUAUUUGGUUGUUAAAUGUGUUUUAAAGUUAAUCAGCUCAAGAUUUAACAACAAACAAAAAAAGGUAGUGUCAGGUGUUGUCCAGUAUCCACACUUUGUUUAGCCAACUUGAAAUACUUUAUUAGUAGUUAUUUCAUCUACUACACGACUACUGUAUUAACUGCGAUGGAUUGGGAUGUUUUACUUGAGCAAAUGUCUUACUAACACUUGCAAUAGUCAACUAGGAAUCCUUUGAGGCUGAGUAUCUGUGUACUGAAAAGCUGGUUCUUUUUAUGACUGAAUGUCUGUUUUACCGUCUCAAAGCUUACUGACUGACGCAGAAGAAAAUAGGACGAAAGCGAACCUCUUCUAUUCUCUUUUCUAAAUGCUGCGAUUGCAUUUUCCCUUUUUCCUAAUCCUCAUGUGAUAUGAAAGAUCAAAACCCCACUGGUUGUCAGGAACUAACAGAGGCAUAUCACCUGUCUCUUUAACCUUUCUUUCACUGCAGUGACAACACUGAGACUGUUGACACAGUGUUCAUGUUCAUUCAUUCACCUUUCCCACUGGUCCCUCGACAUGGUACUGUAGUUAUUUGAAUAUGCCGAAUGCAACCUACUGAAGUCUCGUGCGUGCACACUUAAUUGCAUGUUCUCAAUGCCGAGAAAAACUGUUGUCUUAAAUAACGUAUAGGUCAAUCUAAUGUGCUAUCGAUGGAAUGGUACAACUGUAUGCACUGUGAACUUAAAAAUAAAUUAUAUUCAUGUUAAUG